UGUAUAUGCUAUUGUUUCUCUAUGUCGAUACUCAGACACAAUCAGCUGAUUGUUACCGGGAACACAGAAUACUUUCGAAUAAAUCUGUAAUAACUGUGACCGGUGCCGGUCGUUACUCAGUAUGUUAGACAAUGAAAGUCAGCUGAUCGAACAAAUGAGGUUAUGCUCAUGAUCAACGGUGUUUGUUUAUUAAAUUUGUCGGCCUAUUAUUACAAGUUUUAAUGCCGUAUUCAUCUUAAAUUGGUGUACAAGAUAAUCUUUAUUAUCUUUCGUAUUUUGUAUGUUUUUAUAAUAGUCCCAUGUCCUCUUACUAUAAACAGGUAUGCAGUAAUUGUUCAGCUACUGAAAGUAAUAAUUGGAAAAAAGUUGAAGAGCUUGGAACAUGGGUAUGCAGCAAUUGCUUUGAUGAUAUUAUUGCAGAGAAUGCAUCAAGUGACGAGGAAGCAACAAGUCAGAUAACAACACGUAAAUGCCUAAGAGUGACAAGGAGUGCAAGGAUCUAUCCUCCUCAAACAUCAUCCACUCAUCAGGACACUGAAAGAGGCCGAAGAUGGAUUUUCAAGAAGAAGAUUCCUUGCAAAAAUACUAAAAGAAACAUUCAUCCAUUCACAUCGAAUGAACUGCAGAGCAACGCUGGGGUUCUGUUCAGAGCUGGAGAUGUUGUGCGGUAUCACAUUAAUGAGCAACAGAUCCGUUACGCACAGCUUAGAAAAUUUAUGAGAAUUUACGAAGAAAAAAGAGCAUCCGUUUUGUGGCUUCUACCUACAUUUUGUACUGAUUGCUAUCCAGAGACUGACUUCAAUCCUUCAGAUUAUACGGCAGGAAAAGAGGACGAACUCACUUACAGUUUGGAAUGCAUGACUUUUGUUAUGCAUCUACCGACCAAUUUCUUCAAAGAAUACUUGCAAAGAGUAUAUCGACACGGAAAGAAUAUUAUCAGAUAUUAAGUAAAAUGAAAUAAGUUAGGGCCAGACCAUAUUUAGCGUUUUUCUGGCGACAACCCAAUCAGUCAAUCGGAGAGCUUCCUGCACUGUUGACUCUAAAAACGUCUGAAAAACGCUUAAUAAGGUCUGGCCCUAAGAGUGAAAUAAUUCAGUUAAGUUUGAUGAUAGUUUCAAAUAAAAUAAUUAUAAAAUUCGAUAAAUUGAGAAUAAUUUAUUUCAUUUUAUACGAGUUUAUCAUUAUUAUUAUUAUUAUAUUGUGGAUCUAUUAA
This is a messenger RNA of Nilaparvata lugens (brown planthopper), 1213 nucleotides long. RefSeq names its product GATA zinc finger domain-containing protein 1. The record is from RefSeq and is a predicted model, not a curated record. The transcript is spliced from 2 exons. Gene Ontology annotation, biological process: chromatin organization. Gene Ontology annotation, cellular component: nucleus. Lineage: Eukaryota; Metazoa; Arthropoda; Insecta; Hemiptera; Delphacidae. Bases 300 to 947 code for a protein of 215 amino acids.